Molecule: messenger RNA, 2062 nt
Organism: Sinocyclocheilus grahami
Lineage: Eukaryota; Metazoa; Chordata; Actinopteri; Cypriniformes; Cyprinidae
Product: receptor-type tyrosine-protein phosphatase R-like
Exons: 12
Coding region: 132-1799 (555 amino acids)
Biological process (GO): protein dephosphorylation; signal transduction
Cellular component (GO): cell junction; cytosol; plasma membrane
Molecular function (GO): protein kinase binding; protein tyrosine phosphatase activity
Source: RefSeq, a predicted model, not a curated record
GUGUGAUCCUCAGCAGAUGCAGAAUUAUUGUGUUAAACAGUCAUCGUUUCAGUGUCUUAACCAUAGAGACACUGUAGCCUCGACUGACCUUCAUAAAGCCAUAAUGUAUUUGUAAUACAAGAAGAAGAAUCAUGUUCGUGAACACGGCAUUAGUCGUUAUUUCUUCAUUGAUUGGAUUGCACGUCUCAGGAGGCAUCUCUGUGGACGAUGAAGUUUAUCAGAUUCCGCAUUGGCGCAUGGCUAAUGGAAUGACUGGCCCCGUGUACCAGCACAUGGGUGUUCUCAGUCAGGAAAAGGCUUUAGAAUUUAAUAAGGAAUUGCUCCAGGCGCAGUCUCGUGGACGGGUGGCUAAGCUGAUGCCUGCAGUGUUUCUAGAAUCCCAUUUCCAGAGAACUCCACAGAGGCAAUCAGAUGUCAACUUCCUGCAAAAUAUUGACCAUGUGGAGAACAAGCCUGUAUCUGCCCACGAUACGGUCACAAUGGAGGAGAAUGAUGACAUCGAGCUGUAUGUGUCGUCUGUUGGAGCAUCAGAACCUGUGGCUCAUGAGGAAAUGAUCCGAUUGCUCAACAUCAACACCCUUCACCACAGCUCUGGGCCGCUUGCCACCACUGAGGCAUCCACUGAGAAGACUGUUUUCAAAGACCACCAUGAGAAGAACAGCAUUUGGGGUAAAGACGGCUUCUAUGUGCUGGUUAUCUGCCUCACAAUAUUCAUCAUCAUCUUCACCUGUUUAAUGGUGCUUUACCGACUAAAGGAGAAGGAAUUCUUGGAUCAUCAGCUUAAAGACCCAUCCCCGCCCAGGCGGGACGUGCAGCUGGCACCCAUCCCUGUUCAUGGUGCUCAGCCCCCUCUGACCCUCAAGAACAGUAUGGUCCAGGCCAACCAGACGUCCAAACCCAGUGCCACCCAUUCUACCAGCAGCACAAGCGCCCCGUCUUGUAACAUCAGCAUCCAUCAGACUCAUUCCAGCGUGACAACGUCAGAGCCGCAGUGCCCACCCAGCCACCCUGUGGCUGAGCUCAAACCCACUGUGUCCUCCACACAUUCACCCUUUAGGAUGAAACCUGUUGCAGGCCUGCUGGAGCGAUCUGUGACACAAUCCUAUCCACAUUCCAGGGUUAUUCUGAAGACUAAGAACUCAAACGACCUGCUCAGCAGUUACAUUAAUGCCAACUACAUUCGAGGCUAUCUUAGAGAUGAGAGAGCCUUCAUUGCCACUCAAGGUCCAAUCAUCAACACUGUGAACGACUUCUGGCAAAUGGUUUGGCAAGAGGACUGCCCUGUCAUCGUCAUGAUUACUAAACUGAAAGAGAAAAAUGAAAAAUGUGUUCUGUACUGGCCUGAGAAGAGGGGGAUCUAUGGAAGGGUGGAGGUCUUUGUUAAUAAUGUGAAGGAAUGUGACCACUAUAUAAUCCGCACCCUUAUACUAAAGCAAGGAGGACAGAGUCGUAAAGUACAGCACUACUGGUAUACUUCAUGGCCAGACCAUAAGACCCCAGAGAGCGCAGGAACCCUGCUGCAGUUAGUGAAUGAUGUUGAGGAGGACAGGAGGGGCUUUACAUCCGGUGGGCCAGUUAUUGUACAUUGCAGUGCUGGAAUUGGUCGGACAGGGUGUUUCAUUGCUACAACAAUCGGCUGUCGUCAGUUGGAGCUGGAGGGAGUUGUGGAUGUGCUGCGAAUUGUGUGCCAACUUAGAACAGACAGGGGCGGUAUGAUCCAGACUGAGGAACAGUAUGAAUUUGUGCAUCAUGCCUUGAACCUCUAUGAAAGCCGCCUUCGUGAGGAGCCUGCACAAUGAAUAGCUGGAGGAGCGUAAUUUUUCAUGCCAAGAGAUCUGCUAUUGCCAUGAGGUUUCUGAUUCAGGAGAGAAGGUGGCAGAUAAUGUUUGUGAAGAUGGAUCUUUGUGGAGUUUUGUUAUGUGCGUGUCAAGGCAAGGGUUGCACACAUCACACCACGCCGUUGUUGCCGGCAAAUGUAUUUUUUGUCAUAACUUUUCAAGGCCACUAGUGUUAUCAAAAUGUCAUUGUACAAGGUCUAGUUCCACUAAACAAUGUUUUUUUU